UGACAACUUUGCUUAAGAAUUCUGUGCGAGGCCGAGCUCUUCUUAAGUCUGACUACAAAAAUAAAACGCUUACAAAUGCACAAAGAGAGGAUAUAAUUAAUAUUGUAUUGGAAGAGGUUAUUUCAAAGAAUAUUAAUCUUAGAGUGCAGGACUUUCCUUGCAUAGUGGAUGAAAUAUGCUCCAUAUUUCCCAGUGAAGUUAAUAUGCAGGACUAUUACUUCAUUUCGAGGCAAGGAAAAAACAAUCUGUCUGGAAAGUUGUAUUCACAGUAUAAAAACCAAAAAUCGAAGCACCGAAAGGUUGAAGGUUUAUCUGAGCCGUCUGAGAGCAAAGAUAAAAACUAUGCUAACAGAUCGAUUGUCCAAACUCCAGAAGUUGAUGAGUCGGUUUCCGAAGCAUAUAAAACAUCCUUAAACAGAGACUGUGCGGAUUGGGCCGAAGUUUGCGACAAAUGGAAUAAAACCUUUCAUUUAAGGCAGCGAGACCUAUGUAAUUUGAGUCCCUUGGAUUUUUUUUAAGCUUGGUCAAAAUUGUCACAUGCACAGGCUUGAUUUGGUAUGAAAAAACGAUUAAUUGUUUUUCGUAGUGAUUUUAUUUAUCCAUUUUUAUGGUAACAUUUUAUUACAAUUUAUGGUAACUAAGAAGGGAAUAUCUGGAA
Molecule: messenger RNA, 658 nt
Organism: Rhagoletis pomonella (apple maggot)
Lineage: Eukaryota; Metazoa; Arthropoda; Insecta; Diptera; Tephritidae
Exons: 2
Coding region: 204-518 (104 amino acids)
Source: RefSeq, a predicted model, not a curated record